Glycine soja is the source of this 3198-nucleotide messenger RNA. RefSeq names its product potassium channel SKOR-like. Gene Ontology annotation, biological process: potassium ion transport; transmembrane transport. The record is from RefSeq and is a predicted model, not a curated record. The transcript has 13 exons. NCBI's taxonomy places the organism in Eukaryota, Viridiplantae, Streptophyta, Magnoliopsida, Fabales, Fabaceae. Bases 412 to 2964 code for a protein of 850 amino acids. Gene Ontology annotation, molecular function: protein binding; voltage-gated potassium channel activity. Gene Ontology annotation, cellular component: membrane.
CGGGAUAAUGGAGACCUGACAGGGGAAGAAGGAGAUUGAAGAGCGUUGUCACCUCUCCCUCACGCUCUUAAUUUUCCUCGUUUCCUUUUCAUAACCGUCAUUUCUACUAUUUGCACACCAUAACAUAACAUAAACCCUUUCUUUCUUUCUUUUAAAUCUCCCCGUGAAUAUAUCAUACAUGCACAUCAUCAUAUCGAUCCAUCUUUAUUAUUAUUAUCAUUAUUAUUAUCUCCCGUGACCUAUUAACUUCCAUUUCCAACAUUUGUGGCCCUCCUCAACCCACAACUCCCAUCACCUUCAAUCCCUUCUUCGAUUACAUAAAGACGACGUCGUAGAUCCAUUCAGGAAAAUGGUAACCGCUCCUCCAACAAAUUAAGCCCUAUUAUUAAUAUUUUUCUUCUUCUCCUGAAAAUGACGGGGAAGAAGAAUGUGAAGGCGGCGACAACCACGACGCCGGAAGAGGAAGACCAGAGGAAGCAAACGACGACGUCGUCUUCCCCCUCGUCGUCUUCGCGCUCCUCCUCGUCGUCGUCGUCUUCGGAUGAGAGAGAGUACGAGGUGCAGGACCUGCGUGACCGGUUGAAAUCGUCGCGAGGGAGCAGGUUCGAUCUCAUAGAGAACCAGUUGGGACUCAACUCGACUUGGAGCAAGUUCAGUCGCCAAGCGCUUCUCCAUGGAAUCCGAGGCUUCUCCGUGGACUUCGUUAUUCAUCCUGAUAACAGGUGGUAUCGGGCAUGGACAAAAUUCAUAUUGCUAUGGGCAGUGUAUUCAUCCUUCUUCACCCCAAUGGAGUUUGGGUUUUUCCGUGGCCUGCCUGAGAAUCUCUUUAUUCUGGACAUCAUUGGACAAAUAGCUUUUCUUGUAGAUAUUGUCUUGCAAUUUUUUGUUGCUUAUAGAGAUAGUCAGACCUAUCGUACGGUCUACAAGAGAACCCCUAUUGCUCUGCGGUAUCUGAAAUCUAACUUCAUAUUUGAUCUUCUUGGAUGUAUGCCCUGGGACAUCAUCUACAAGGCUUGUGGAAGAAAAGAGGAAGUGAGAUACCUUUUGUGGAUCAGACUAUAUAGGGUUCGGAAAGUCACAGAUUUUUUCCACAAGUUGGAGAAGGACAUACGUGUCAAUUACAUUAUUACCCGGAUUGUGAAACUGAUAGUAGUUGAACUCUAUUGCACCCAUACAGCAGCCUGCAUUUUCUACUAUUUGGCUACCACACUACCUGAAUCCCAAGAAGGGUACACAUGGAUAGGAAGUUUAAAACUAGGUGACUUUAGUUAUUCACAUUUCAGAGAAAUUGAUCUUUGGAAGCGCUAUACAACAUCUCUGUACUUCGCUAUUGUUACAAUGGCUACAGUUGGCUAUGGAGAUAUACAUGCAGUAAAUAUGAGGGAGAUGGUAUUCAUAAUGGUGUAUGUUUCAUUUGAUAUGAUUCUUGGUGCCUAUUUGAUUGGUAACAUGACAGCUUUGAUAGUCAAGGGAUCAAAGACUGAAAAGUUUAGGGACAAGAUGACAGACCUUAUGAAAUAUAUGAACAGAAAUAGGCUUGGAAGGGAUAUCCGUGAACAAAUUAAGGGCCAUGUGCGGUUACAGUAUGAGAGUAGCUACACUGAGGCUUCUGUCAUUCAGGAUAUCCCUAUAUCUAUUCGAGCUAAGAUAUCCCAAACAUUAUAUUUGCCGUACAUUGAAAAGGUUUCUCUUUUUAAGGGAUGCUCUUCUGAAUUCAUCCGUCAGAUUGUUAUUAGGCUCCAUGAGGAGUUCUUUCUUCCAGGGGAAGUUAUAAUGGAACAAGGAAAUGUUGUGGAUCAACUAUAUUUUGUCUGCCAUGGAGUACUGGAGGAAGUAGGCACUGCUGAAGAUGGGACUGAAGAAACUGUUUCACUUCUGCAGCCUAACAGUUCAUUCGGAGAAAUAUCUAUUCUUUGCAACAUUCCUCAACCAUAUACUGUCCGUGUUUGUGAACUGAGUAGACUCCUGCGACUUGAUAAACAAUCAUUUACAAAUAUCCUAGACAUAUACUUUUAUGAUGGAAGGAAAGUAUUAAACAACCUUCUAGAGGGAAAAGAAUCUUUUCGAGAUAAGCAGUUGGAGUCAGACAUCACAUUUCAUAUUGGAAAGCAAGAAGCUGAGCUUGCUUUGAAGGUCAAUAAUGCAGCUUUCAAUGGGGAUCUGUAUCAGCUAAAAGGUUUAAUUCGCGCUGGAGCUGAUCCCAACAAGACAGAUUAUGAUGGAAGGUCACCUUUGCAUCUUGCAGCAUCUAGAGGAUAUGAAGAUAUCACACUUUUCCUUAUUCAAGAACGUGUAGAUGUCAAUAUUAAAGAUAACUUCGGGAACACACCCUUACUUGAAGCAGUUAAGAAUGGACAUGAUCGGGUUGCUUCUUUACUUGUUAGAGAAGGGGCCUCUAUGAAGAUCGAAAAUGCUGGUAGUUUUUUGUGUACUGCAGUUGCAAGGGGAGAUUCAGAUUAUCUUAAAAGACUUUUAUCCAAUGGCAUGGAUCCUAACUUAAAAGAUUAUGAUUACCGAAGUCCUCUUCACAUUGCUGCAGCUGAAGGUUUAUAUUUCAUGGCAAAGUUGCUAUUAGAAGGAGGAGCUAGUGUUUUUACCAAAGACAGAUGGGGAAAUACGCCGCUUGAUGAAGCUCGGAUGUGUGGAAAUAAGAACCUGAUCAAGCUUCUGGAAGAUGCAAAAUCUGCUCAACUGUCAGAAUUCCCAUCCCAAGAAUAUACAGACAAAAUGCAUCCAAAGAAGUGCACAGUGUUCCCUUACCACCCGUGGGAUCCGAAAGAUAAUAGAAGACAUGGAAUUGUAUUAUGGAUUCCACACUCCAUACAAGAGCUAAUCAAAUCAGCGGCAGAACAAAUAGAAUUUUCUGGCGAUGCUUGUAUUUUAUCAGAAGAUGCUGGUAAAGUUACUGAUGUGGACAUGAUCAAGGAUGGUCAGAAGCUGUAUUUAGUCCAUGAAACACAUUAGGCCUCCAUAUUAUGGCUCUUCACAACCAUAUAGUAAAGUGCCUUGUAACGUGUUGUGCUUUCUAGAAAUUAGCAUGUUAUUUGAUCUUAUUAACCGCACAAAAAGUGUCAUAUCCUGUCAAAUACAGACGAGUAAUUAAGAUCAAAUAAUGUGCUUAUGAUGUGCAUGUGCUGUAGUUGCACCAUUUAAAGCAGUCCAAGCUAAUAAAGUACUUAAGUUGUUAGUAGUGGCACA